This is a messenger RNA of Brugia malayi, 1032 nucleotides long. RefSeq lists its product as uncharacterized. The record is from RefSeq and is a predicted model, not a curated record. Gene Ontology annotation, biological process: macroautophagy. Gene Ontology annotation, cellular component: endoplasmic reticulum. The transcript has 6 exons. Bases 1 to 1032 code for a protein of 343 amino acids. Lineage: Eukaryota; Metazoa; Nematoda; Chromadorea; Rhabditida; Onchocercidae.
AUGGGUUUGCCGGCAUGUAUCUGUGAUUAUUUAUAUGGUCUACGAGAUUCGCUGAAAAGUCUUUUCGUAAUCCAUAAAUUGGAUCAGAUAUCAGAUGGCGAACGCAGGAAAAUGGAGAAUAAGCAAAGAGAACUGUUGCGUCCGAAAAUGACUACUGUGCUCCAACAGAGGCGACUUGCUAGUUCAGCAAAAGAAAAACGUAAUGUUGAAAUGGUUGCAAAGCCAAAAGCAAUUACUGGACUUAUGUGUUCGCUUAUUCUGAAUAUGAUACUUAUCUCUGUAUUAUAUGUAACAAUGCCAAAACAGACAUCUACAUUUCUUCGAUUGCUUCAUGGGUUAUUUUGUUUGUCCGCUUUGAUCAUUUCACGAGUAUGCAACAGUAUAUGGUCUUCUGAUAUUGCAAACGCUUCACUAAAGUACACGGGUGUCCACACUCCAAGUCUAUCCCUGAGUCGAACGACCGGUGAUUUUUGUUCUUCGAUGCUUCUCGAUUUUGUUUUUUUCUUGCAAUCACUAUUCGUCAGCAAUAUUCCAGUACCCCUUGUCUCUUCAGUGUUUACUUUUAUUCACAUGACUUUGCUUAAUUCCUUAUUCAGUUUUGAAUACUUAUGGAUGUCGCUUGGAAUUGGAUUACGAGCACGCAUUAAUCUUAUUGAACGUAACUGGCCAUACUUCUUGGGCUAUGGCACUGUGCUUACUCUUUUUACUAGCCUUACGGAUAAUAUGGUGUUGAAUGCAUUUCUGUUUGGCGCUCUAUUCCCAUUUUGCAUCAUAAGCAGUUUUUUGGUAGAAGCAGGCAACUAUAAACAAAGAUCGCACCCUUACGUUCAUAUAUUUGGUCCCUCAAUAGCGACUACGAACUACAUAACAUCCGGCCUUUCUAAUUUACUAAAAUCAAUUGGAUGUAAGACUGUACAAACAAGUAUGGUAAAGAAGAGUAACAUAUCGCUUCGUGAUGAUCAUUCGCGUUCGCCGAUGCGAAAUAUGGAUCUUAGAACUGGACAUAGUGGAGCCAGAAGUUCUACUGAGUGA